Pseudonaja textilis is the source of this 2318-nucleotide messenger RNA. It is a transcript of the gene MBTPS2, whose product is annotated as membrane bound transcription factor peptidase, site 2. NCBI's taxonomy places the organism in Eukaryota, Metazoa, Chordata, Lepidosauria, Squamata, Elapidae. The record is from RefSeq and is a predicted model, not a curated record. Gene Ontology annotation, molecular function: protein binding; metalloendopeptidase activity. Gene Ontology annotation, cellular component: cytoplasm; membrane. Gene Ontology annotation, biological process: regulation of response to endoplasmic reticulum stress; membrane protein intracellular domain proteolysis.
UUCUCAGGAAAUGCGGUUUCCUCACUCUAGUUCCGAGGGACAUUUUGUUCCGGGCCGUAAAGUGUGAAUCGCCGGCCUGAUUGCCGCGGCCACUUUUGUUUCGCUUUGGUGCCGUCACUAUGAUUCCUCUGCCCGUGGUGGUCUGCGUGUUGGGGGGCUGGUGCACCAUAUACAUAGGCGACACGAUACUGAAGUCAUCUUCUCUGAAAGAAUCUUAUGAGGAAUGGCUUGUAUCCUAUGGAUUGUCAGUCUCUCCAUUCCAUGUGCGAUGGCAGACAGCUUUUUUCAACCGCCUUUUCUACACCUGGGGAAGAUGGAAGCCAAGAUUUCUUUAUCUCUGGUUUAACAUAGGGAUGAUUUUUGGCAUAGCAGCUAUGUUUGCUUCUGUGGUUCUGCUUGGGAAGACAUUGACGCAGACUCUGUCACAGAUGUUAACUGAAAACCCUGCAAGUCAAAGUGAUCAAAUGCUGCAGGUUGUGGUACCUGGUGUAAACCUUCCCAUCAGCCAGCUGUCCUAUUUCUUCACAGCAAUCCUCAUCAGUGGUAUUAUACAUGAAGUUGGCCAUGGAGUGGCAGCUAUUAGAGAGCAAGUUCGGUUUAAUGGCUUUGGAAUUUUUAUAUUUAUUGUCUAUCCUGGAGCAUUUGUUGACCUAUUCACUACUCAUUUACAACUAAUAUCUCCCAUUCAGCAGCUAAGAAUAUUUUGUGCAGGUGUCUGGCAUAACUUUGUGCUUGGUAUUGUGGGUCUUGUAUUUCUCUUCUUCCUACCUGCUAUUCUUUACCCAUUUUAUUACACUGGUGCAGGAGCACUUGUUACUGAAGUCACUCAGGAUUCUCCUGCUAAUGGUCCUAGAGGUCUUUUUGUUGGUGACCUUGUCACUAGUCUGCAAGAUUGCUCAGUUUAUAGUGUGGAAGACUGGCAUGCCUGCCUGGAAAACAUCUAUCAGAAGCCACAAAAGGGUUAUUGCAUAAAAUCAUCAAUACUACAGCAGCUAAGCUUCUCAACAAGAGGUUUUAAAAGACUUGAUGGCACUGUUGAAUGUUGUAACAACAAUAGCCUCACAGAUAUCUGCUUUUCAUACAGUAAUAAUCUGAACAGCCGAAUGACCCUAUAUGCUUGUUUGCCAGCAAGGAAAACUAUUGAGGCCAGUCAGCUCUGUCAAACAAACAAAGAUUGCCCAAAGGAUUUUAUCCCAAGUACAUGUGUGAUGCCUUCCUUGGAAAAUCACACCAGGCUCAUAAGGGUGAAGCAUCCUCCUCAAAUUGAUAUGCUGUUCAUUGGUCAUCCAGCGCAUCUCCAAUAUACAGUGAGCCUCAGCAGCUUUGUACCUCGAUACAGUUUUCUAACUUUGGACCUUCCUUUAAUAAUGGAAACAUUUUGCAAAUAUCUGAUUUCACUCUCUGGAGCAUUGGCUGUUGUUAAUGCAAUUCCCUGUUUUGCUUUGGAUGGCCAAUGGAUAUUGAAUUCUUUCUUAGAAGCUACGGCUAGCAAAUUUAUUGUUGAAAAGCAAAACAGGGAGCUUUUAGGCUUCUUAAUUUUACUUGCUGGCAGUGCACUCUUGGCUGCUAAUGUGGCUCUAGGAUUCUGGGUUGUGACAGCACGAUAACAUAAUAGCACAUUUGAUAUCAUUUAUUAUGCUGAUGCAGAAAACUUUGAAAUAUAUCAUUUUCCAAAAUGACAGUUGGGUGGUUCAAUGGAAAGAAAAGUAGUUUUACUCUUUAAGAAUGCGUCCAUAGAUUCCUUCAAACAUAUUUUUGAAGUCCUCUGACUCUGCUACUUGAUCAUACUCAAGCAGUGGUGGGAUUCAAAUUUUUUUACUACUGGUUCUGUGGGCGUGGCUUGGUGGGCGUGGCAGGGGAAGAAUACUGUAAAAUCUCCAGUCAGAGAUGGUAUUUGCCAGUUCUCUGAGCUACUCAAAAUUUCUGCUCCAGGACUGGUCAGAACCUGCUGAAUACCACCUCUUGAUAUUCAGCAUUUCUUUUUAGAGGCCCCUAUGGCUUCAGAGGCAUUAUCAGGAAAUGGUGCUCGGAGGUCAGUGAUUUAUUCUGCAGUUUAUUUGAUUGCAUGUUAAAGCCAAAAGGAAGUAAAUUGGACAUUGUUGCUACUUAGUAAGCUUUGACAUGUUAGGACCAAUGUGAAAGGAGAGAGUAAUAGAAAAGUGUGACAUAUCCCUACUUUUCAUUUGGCAUCAGUCUCCCUAAAGCAUUUAUCAUCUGCACCUCUAUAACUGUCUAGUUUGGUUCUGCAGCCCAACAGGACAGACACAGACUUCAGAGGAUAAUUAGGACUGCAGAAAAAACAAUUACUACCAACCUGC